AAAUCUGAAUAUGACUGUUGCCCUUUUACUGUUGAAGUCAUUCUGGUUGCUUUUGUGACUUUGUACGUGCUACAUCAGUUUGGUAAUUUGAAAAAACAACAUUACAUUGUUACUGGAGCCGUUUUUAUUUCGUGGUUUUUCUCUUUCUUAAUUAUAUUCGUCUUGCCCUUGGAUGUAUCUUCCACUUUUUAUCAUCAAUGUGUUGCUGGACAGCCUAAACAAUCAGGCAAUUCUUCAGUGACAUCAAAUAAUGAACAAACAAAUAGCAGCAACUUGUCUUGUAAAAAACCAUGGACGUACAUGUCUGAUGAUGUACUUCUCAAUCUUUGGCGUGUUGUCUAUUGGUCAUCGCAAAUAUUAUCAUGGAUUGUAUUACCUAUGAUGCAAUCCUAUACAUAUGCUGGAGAUUUUACAAUCCAAGGGAAAAUUAAAACUGCUUUGUAUGAAAAUGCUCUUUGGUAUGCCAGCUAUCUUGUGAUAUUCAUUGGACUCAUGUUGUAUGUCAUUUUUCAUCCUGGAUCUCAUCUUGAUGGAAAUAAACUGAAAAUGAUCGGAAUUGCUGCUUCAAACACAUGGGGUCUUAUCUUGCUGGUGAUUUUAAUGGGAUAUGGUCUGGUAGAGGCGCCAAGAACUAUUUGGCAUUUCUCAAAUUUAGAAUAUCAGCUUGCUCAUACUUAUUUCAAAGUAUCCAAGAUGAGCACAGAGAAGGAAGAAGAAGAGAAAUUAAAUGAAGUACUCACGGAUGUACGUAAGGCAAGCGAGUCCAUCCGAUACAAUCACAGAUUGCGAAAGCAUAUCAAUGUUAUUAUAAAUAAGUGUCCUGAAAGAGAUCAACAAACAUUUAAUAGAGGUACAGAUGAUUAUGUUGAUUAUGACCAAAGGCGGAGAAAUGACGACAGACGAGAAGUUUAUGAAAAGAAAGAUCUUGUAAAACUACACAAACAAGUAAUUGCGCAGACGUUGAUCACAAAGAAAGCAAGAUGUCAAUGGAAUCGGGUCAUUGAAAACGCGUUCUAUUUGGAAGACUUAGAAAGAAAUACGAAGAAUCGUGAAAGAGUCUAUGUAUCUGCAAUUGAUAAAACUAACGUCUUAAUCCGUCUUCCUCCUUCAAUGGAGUGGCAUUGGAAAAUAUGGAUGAAACCGUGGUUGUGGCGUGUUAGUGCUGUUAUAUUGGCCGUACUUAGUAUAGCACUUAUAUGGUCUGAAGUGACAUUCUUUGUUGUAAAACCAAGACUAUCGCUGUUUGCCUUACUUCUUUACAAAGCACAGGAAGGAUACUAUUAUUUUUAUGUCGAGUUAGUGUCCUGGGUGACAAUCACAUACAUGUGUAUUUGUACCUAUUACACUGUCUUCAGAAUCCGGGUAUUCAACUUUUACUACUUUGCUCCACAUCAUCAAACUGAUCCAAACAGCUUGUUGUUCAGCGGAUUGAUAUUAUGUCGAUUGACGUAUGCUCUCUGCUUGAAUUUCUUGAGUGUAAUACAUCUUGAUAACCAUGUAGUCGAUGUGCUCAGUCUUGAAGAUACAGCAUUUACACGGGUAAUUGGUCAUUUGGAUGUUCUGAACUUCGUUGCAAACGGUUUUAACAUCUAUUAUCCCAUGAGCAUUGUAUUAGUUUGUUUGGCUACUUACUUCAGUCUGGGGUCACGAUGUUUAAAUUGUUUGGGGUUUCAAGCUUUCGUUGUUGAAGAUGAUGUUUCCGUCGAUUAUGUUGCCGAGGGAAAGGAAUUAGUCAGAAGAGAAAAAAGAGAAAGAGAUGUUUCCAUUAAUCCUGGAGAUACACGGCAGCGAUGGAAAAGCCGUGGUAGAGAGCUGAAAGAAAAACUGAAUAGAGGCCGAGGUGAAAGUUCUAAUGAUGUUCAUGUUGAUCAUACACCAACAGUAUCGGGAUCUUCAUCUAGAUUAGUGAGUGAUCGCAAGAUUGCGCGUUAUUUAAAACCUUCCAGAGAUGAAGGAGAUCGUGUGGAAUUACUCUCCGAUGUCGAUGAUCAGUAUACGUCAUCGCCGUACUCAACAUCUCGAUUUGAACGAUCUGUUCCGAAGAAUGUUUUUGAUGGCAUAUAACUAAUUUAUCACUUGAAUUGAAGUAUUUAUUCUAAGCUGUUUAAGCGAAUUGUCAAUUAAGAAAAUCAUGAAGUAUACUCAAGUACAAAAUUCCUAUUAAUCACAAGUGAAUUAAUAAAAUCCCAACGUCAUUAUUUAA
Messenger RNA from Xenia sp. Carnegie-2017, 2203 nucleotides. RefSeq names its product G-protein coupled receptor-associated protein LMBRD2-like. NCBI's taxonomy places the organism in Eukaryota, Metazoa, Cnidaria, Anthozoa, Malacalcyonacea, Xeniidae. The record is from RefSeq and is a predicted model, not a curated record. Gene Ontology annotation, cellular component: membrane.